This is a messenger RNA of Mugil cephalus (flathead mullet), 2596 nucleotides long. RefSeq names its product hyaluronan and proteoglycan link protein 1a (gene hapln1a). The transcript is spliced from 4 exons. The record is from RefSeq and is a predicted model, not a curated record. Bases 193 to 1215 code for a protein of 340 amino acids. Lineage: Eukaryota; Metazoa; Chordata; Actinopteri; Mugiliformes; Mugilidae. Gene Ontology annotation, molecular function: hyaluronic acid binding. Gene Ontology annotation, biological process: cell adhesion.
AGCCCAAACUUUCCAGUAGCACCACAGGCGGCUGCUGCACAAAGACAAACAGAAAGAGGGACAGCUGUAGAUUGAUAAAGAAAAAUAUUUAGUGCAAGUUACAGUUUAGGCAACUUUUUUAUUGCUAAAUUUUUAUAUUCAUAUUUUGUUUGAAGGGCCCUUUGUGUCAGACAACAACAAAAAAAAGAGGAAAUGCUGAGUCUGCUGUUCAUCACAAUAAUCCCCCUGACCCUGGUUGGCAGUGUGUUCAGCCAAGUGACGACCUCUCCAGUGCCAAUCGUCAAGGUUAUGGCCGACCUAGGUAGCAAUGUCACUUUGCCCUGCAAAUUAUAUCAGCAGUCGUCACCUUUUGACAACUUCGGUUACCGUGUCAUAUGGACCAAGUUGGCAGAGGAUGAAAAUUACAAUGAGGACGUGCUGCUUGCGAUGGGCGAACACCAGAAGACCUAUGGGAACUUUGAGGGCCGUGUCUUUUUGCACGAGAUCGAUACUGAAGAUGCCUCCAUAGUAAUCACUAAUGUCUCCAUGGAUGACAUGGGAAAAUAUCGCUGCGAGAUCAUCAAUGGACUGUUUGACACCUUGCAAGAGAUCGUCUUGCAGGUUCGGGGUAAUCUCACUGACGGUGUUGUAUUCCCAUACCAUCCUCCCCUGGGACGCUACAACCUCAACUUCAAUGAUGCAGUGCAGGCCUGUGCAGACCAAGACGCACUUGUUGCCACCUAUGAUCAGCUGGAACACGCCUGGAAGAGUGGUAUGGACUGGUGCAAUGCUGGCUGGCUGAGUGAUGGCACAGUGCAGUAUCCCAUCACCCAACCCAGAGCGCCUUGCGGUGGUUCAAACAACUCUCCUGGGAUCAGAAACUAUGGACGUAGAGACAAGGACAAGAGCCGCUACGACGUAUUUUGCUAUGCAUCUGCACUCAAGGGACAUUUCUACUGGCUGGUCCAGCCUGACAGGCUGACCUAUGAUGAGGCUGUGCAGGCCUGCUUAGAUGAUGAUGCAGAGAUUGCCAAGGUGGGCCACAUCUACGCUGCCUGGAAGCUUGAGGGCUACGAUCGCUGCGAUGCUGGAUGGUUGGCUGAUGGAAGCAUCCGCUACCCCAUCUCAAGGCCACGCAAGAACUGCAGCCCCAAUGAAGCUGCAGUGCGCUUUGUUGGGUUCCCCGACAAGACAAUAAAGUCCUAUGGCGUGUACUGCUUCAAGGCUAAGCAGUGAGGGGGUAGGGAAGCCAUGACCACCAAAGACCAGCAACAACCACAUCAUGUAAAGUCAACAAUAAAGCAGACAAGCUUUGGAUUUAACUAGCAUGAACUCAAUAUAUUUCUGAAGCUGUGAUAACCCUUACCCUUACUACAAAUACUGUACACACUAUAUGCAAUAAGUGAAAAAAUGUUGUGUAGCUAGUUAGAAAGUUUUAGUUUUUUUUCUCAAGCUGUGCAUUCAUUGAUUUGACACAGACUUUUCUAAAAAGGAUCUAGUGUGACAAAGACAAAAACUUAAUGGUCGAUAUUGGCUAUUUUUUGGUUUGUCCACCACAGAAUUGAAUGAUUAGAUGUGUGAAUUUCGAGAUUUAGAGCAAUUACGCUGAUGUGCAGAUGGUGCUUGCUGCUUUCGAAUUUGGUCUUGAACAAAAAACAUGAUAUGUAAUUAUAUUAUAUUUUAUAAAACCCCACGAAAGACCUUUAAUUAAUAACAAAGUGAUGAACAUAACCUUGCCAUGACUGCUUGAGCUGUGGUUUUGCUGUAUACAUGUUAUACUGCAGUAAGUUACCACUUGGCUCAGAGCUGAAGCUCUUAAUUUAAUUCUGAAGCUGCAGAAGAUCAAAUUAAUUGCUUAGAAAAUUAUGUCUUAGUCUGUCUGUGACCUUUUCUGCAUCGAAAGUUCCUGUUGAAUGAUCUCCACAUUGCAAUCAGAAUUUAGUUUUACCAUUAUAACCUUUUUUUUUCUAACCACAUGUGUAAUUUGUAAUGACACACACUUUGGAUGAGUUACAGAUUCUGCCUUGUACUUGCAGACAGUUUUGUGAAACACAUUUUUUUGGACAGACAAUAACUGCUUUACUAGCAGGAUUUCAGCCUAACAAAGAAGCAAACCCAAUGAUUGUAAGAACAAUGGCGAUGCCCAAAGGAAGACAAUAAUCACAUUUAAGGGCAGAAAUCCAUUGCGACUGCAGACACAAUUCCUAUUUCUUUUUUUUUCUUUCUUUUUUUUCUUUUUUUUUUUACGGUGAGCUGUGAAGUUCCACUGGUAGUCUAUUCUUUUAAAGGUCUGAUUAAUUAUGAUAAUCAGAGAUUGUAAUGUAGAGACGUGGCAAGUAGAUGGCACGGUUUAUAGCUACCAGUCGAAAAAAAUAAUUAGAAAACUAGUUUUUACUACAUUAUUUCUUCUCUAACCCUGGCCACUGACAUAAUGGUACUUACUGCAGAUCACAUCAAAUGUGGUAAUAUGGUGAUGCAUUGUUUGUAAAAGCUAAAAAAAAAAAAGUGUAUUUGUACACAACUGUGUAUGAGAAGAGAUGAAAGUACAAUAUUUUGUAUCUUAUCACCACGUACCUCUUUCAACAAAACAGUUUGAAAUAAAGUUUUUUGACCAAAA